Molecule: messenger RNA, 4304 nt
Organism: Styela clava
Lineage: Eukaryota; Metazoa; Chordata; Ascidiacea; Stolidobranchia; Styelidae
Source: RefSeq, a predicted model, not a curated record
AUUUUGUAACAUUAAAAAUACUUUGAAUAGUUUUCAAUAGCAUAUCCUCCAUGCUAUGACUAUAUUUGGACUGCUGUCUUGAAAAAUGGCUCAUCAAUACCAACCACAAGAUGGAGCUAACGUUGUGAACAUUCAAGACACACAAAUCAAUGAACUAUAUGCAACCAAUGUGGAUCAGAUUCAUGUUCAUCAGGCAGAGGUAGUUCAAGCGAGACGUGUUGACCAGUUUUACGCUGGCCAUAUUGAGCACUUCCAUGCACAUUAUGGCAAUAACGGUCCGUACCCUCCAGCUGCACCAGAACGUCAGGUACAAGCUGAUGAAGCUUUUCCCAGGUCUAUGCAAGAGGAAAUCCCGUCCACUUCAGGUGAAACCACAAGAGCUCAAAGAAUGAAGGGAUCAACUGAUGCCAAACUUGUCUCAGAUGAUGUUCCUUGUCCAGUCUAUGAAGUGGUGCCUAUACCAUCAAGAAAGCGUAAAAGAAAAGGAAAUGGGAAAAAGGCAAAAAAGAAAAAAAGAAAGCAAUGGAAGAAAUUUAUCAAUUAUUUUAACAAGAGAACCCUGGAGCAAACAAAAGUGAAAAUCACAGAAGAUUACAAACAGCUAAACUUAAACGAACCAGACUUUGAAGUAAAUCCCCAACUAAGAGAAGUGCCACGUUUCUACAGAGGAGAAAUGGCUCCCGAGACUAGGCAAUACAAUAUCGAGACUGGAUUCACUGUCAAAGCAAAUGAAGAAAAAGUUGGAAAACCUAUUUCUCAGAAUGAACUCAUAGAACAAUUAGGCAACAAAAAAUACAGGUAUAUUGCCAUAUUGGGACAGGCAGGGGGUGGAAAAACUACUAGUAUGAAACGCCUUGCUCGAACACUUCAUAUCAAAAACAAAUUAGGAGAAGAAGCCCAAGCCGCUGAAGCAUUGCGGCUGGAACGUCGCUUUGAAUUUAUUCAUCACUUGAACAUCAAAGAUAUCCCCGUUUUGAAUGGAACAACACGUGAUAAAGCCAUCAGUCCAUGUGAACUUCUUUUUGGAAAAGAAGCUUCGGGACUCUCAUCACAAGAACUGGAAGAAGGCUAUGAACGGCUGCAACAAAAUCAAUCGAAGUCAAUUCUUUUCCUUGACGGACUUGAUCAAGCAACUUGGAGUCUUCUCGGAAAACACAACAAGAUGAAAUAUACUGAUAAAUCUAGCACAGCAACUGUCAUGUACAAUAUCAUAACAGGCAAUCUCUUUCCUGACAUGACGAUCGUGAUUUCUUCGCGCGAGUUCAGAGUGGCAUCACUCCCAUCAGAAUUGAGGCCGCAAUUCAUAACUGCCCUUGCUGGUCUGGCUCAAAAUGAUAUCAAGCGUUUGUUCAUUGCAAUUAUAGGAGACAGCGGUGAAAAAGCUUGGGAGAAAUUAACAAUGCAGUCGCCCGCACUUAUCCCGUUAUCAUCUGUUCCUCUUUUCCUAAUAUUCAAUGCCAUCGUUUGCAAGGACAACCCAGAUAAUCCACCAGAUACUAUGACUGAGGUAAUGCUACAAAUCCUCCACAUCUUCAUGCGAUCCGAUCAUGCCCAUAAAAAGGAAUAUAUUGAAGAAACACUUCAGAAACUAAUGCAAAUGUCAUUCGAAGGCACAAAAGAAAAGCGAGUCGUUUUCACAAUCGAGGAUCUCGAAAAAGUAAAGCUUAGUCCUCUUGAGGUUCGGGACUUUGUCAUCAAGGUACCUGGGAAAAAUUCGUUCAACCAGCAUCUCAUGGAAGGAGACCAUCAAAUGUUCUUCAGCCAUCAAAUUCUUCAAGAAGUAUUAUCCGCUCUCUACAUUUCAAGCAUGGAUUCUACUACGUUUCGCACCUUUAUCGAAACUGAGAUUCGAGACGAUCAUUGGGCAGUUGUUCGUCGUUUUCUAAGUGGAAUCAUUCUGAAUCCUGAUAUUGAAAGCAGUCUCAUAACAAAUCUUUCUUCUGGUGCCAGACAAGAUGAUAAAAGAGAAAUUCUAAAAAAAUUUCUCGCAUUUCAAUCAAGUCGAAAAAUGAAAUUGUAUGAAAAGUUGGAGCUGUUUGGGACAUUAUACGAAGCUAAUGACACCGACCUUAUUCAUUCCUGCAUCAAGGACAUCAUAAUUUCAAACGAAUGCUUCACUACAGUCGGAAUGCAUACCAUGUCAUCAGUCAUGCGGCGCUGUGGCCAACUAGAUCAGGUUGACCUUUUUCAGUGUGGUCUCAAUGCUGAGUUGGUUCAUAUCCUGAAGUCAAAUCUAAAGGGUUCUUCUUUAAAGCUGAAUGAACUAGUUGUCAGUGGCAACUACGACCUUGGAACCGAUGGUUUUGGUGAACUUGGAUUAGUUGGUACACAAUGUCAGAUAAAGGUAUUCAGGGCUUGGGAUUGCAAUCUGACAGCAGAAGAAAUGAAAGCAUUUAAAGAAAACACUCCCAAUGCGAAGCUGAAUGAACUAAAUGUCAGUGACAACUACGGCCUUGGAAACGAGGGUUUUGGUGAACUUGGAUUAGUUGUUACACAAUGCCAGGUAAAGGUAUUCAAGGCUAGGAAUUGCAAUCUGACAGCAGAAGGAAUGAAAGCAUUCAAAGAAAACACUCCCAAUGCGAAGAUAAAAUGCUUGGAUCUGAGUAUGAACAUAGUCAGCAAACUCGGAGAUGAAGGAUUAUCAACAAUCAGUGAAAUUGUUCAUCAAUGCCAGGUUGAAAAAUUGAGGAUGGUAAAAUGCAACUUCAACCCUGAUCAGUUGAGAAGAUUCAGAGCAUCGAUCGCUGAUACAGGAGUCAAGUUCUAUGGCAGCUAGAAUCCACAAACAAUGUAUCGAAUAAUUCCUAAUGCUGGGAAUGAGUCAUUCAAGCUUGAAUCUCAUUUUGCUUCAACUGGUUGAUUUUAUCAAAAAAAAAUGACUUUAUUACAUUAAUUGCCAACAGAUGAAUGUGAACUGAGAUGGCGGACACCGUUACGUUAUAUGUAUACCAGGUUAGAAUUAGACCUUAAUUUCAGGUACAAAUACUACGGGAGUUACUCGGCUAGUCUCCGAACUCGUAAUAGAACUAAAAUAAGGAAAAUUGGAAAAAUUCUGCCUAGUCCCUAACCUGGUACACAUACUACGUGCCGUUGUCCGCUAUCUUGGUUCAUAUACUACGGGAGCGCCAUUUUUGAGUCAAUGUUCACCGUCAUAUACAGGUGGGUACAUUGUUCCCAUUAAGUUAAUUGAACUUAUUUACAGUACUGUUUUUUAGGUUGCUCAACGUUUCUAGUUGUGUGGUGGCGAGUAUCUGUAGGCUCCUAAUAUAAAAAAAUUGGGGUCGCGAAAAAAAAAGUUUGGAAACCACUGCUCUGAAGAGAUUAACGUAGUAUAUAGAGCAAGUUUAUAUUUAUCAUAAAAGUAUAUUCGUCUCUAUAUUUCUCAUAAAAAAUGCGGUGAAAUCGCCUUAUUACCCACGUUUAACAUACUUUCAAACUUUUUUGAAUACCCUAUCACGUUCUUAUUCUGCUUAUUCAUAUUAGUAAGCAAUUUGUGUUUCUGUAAAUGAACGCAAUGUUGAUUCGCCGAAUGUAUUGUUGCUCGAUUUAUUAUCUUAAUAGUAUUUUUAUUUGUCUUUUAAUGAUAAUUUAAUUACACUAUUUGAGAGGAUUGUCAUUCAAUCCCCCCCCCCACAAUCUAUAUGUAGUGUUCCCAUUUAUUUGGUGUUUGAAUAAAUAUUAUGUGCGUAUCAUAUGACAAUGUUCACUUUUGUAAUCUUUAUGAAGAAGGUUUAAUCAGCAAUAAGCCAUUGAAGCGUCAAGAGCUAUCUUCCGAAUGGCUAUUAAAUUUGGAUAGAUAUUAUUGAUUUAAUACCGUAAUAAGAUUAGUCCAAUUUCGUCUAAGAAAUGAGGAGUAAAAGUUCGUAUCCGUCAUAAAAAUAUACUCAUUCAUCUUUUUGGAAACCAUUCCAUUUCUCUUCAUAAAUACACUAUAAAUUAUUUGUGCUUUUGCGCCGUUUAUUACUCUAGUAAUUUCUGCUUGUCCAUUUUUUGUGUUUUGAUUUUCGGUUAUUUCUUAUUGGUCAAUAAAGAUAUAUGAUGUUUUUGGUAAAAAUUCAACCAAGAGGGGACGGUCGCUGACCCGGUAACUCUCUCAGUCCUUUGAGGCCUCCAUAUUACUGCUAAGCAGUGUUCCCAUUUGUGCUGGAAUAAUGUGCAUAUUAUAUGAACAUGUUCACUUGUUAUUUUUAUUAGAUAAUCUUUAUGAGCAGCAACGAACCUGUUUCUGCUCAACAAAAAAAACAUUGCUUUUGUUUCCUUUUUCUUGAACUGAAUUAUUUCUGUCUAAACAUCGCCAACCUGAA